Molecule: messenger RNA, 1481 nt
Organism: Saitoella complicata NRRL Y-17804
Lineage: Eukaryota; Fungi; Ascomycota; Saitoellomycetes; Saitoellales; Saitoellaceae
Product: putative argininosuccinate lyase
Exons: 2
Coding region: 57-1466 (469 amino acids)
Cellular component (GO): cytosol
Molecular function (GO): argininosuccinate lyase activity
Source: RefSeq, a predicted model, not a curated record
CUGACAACUGUAAGAAGCGACUCGAGUCAAUCCCAAAGUAAACACCACCAAAGGAAAUGUCUGGCGAGCAAUCAUUCACGAAGCAGAAGCUAUGGGGUGGCCGUUUCACCGGCGAGACCGACCCUCUCAUGACCAAAUACAACGAGUCUAUUGGCUACGACCAGAGGAUGCACUACGCGGACGUCCGUGGUUCCCAGGCCUACGCUCGCGCCUUGUGCCAGAAGAAUAUCCUUAACGAGCACGAGCGCGACGAGAUCAUCCGCGGUCUCGACCUUGUCGAGAAGGAGUGGGCAGCGGGCUCCUUCCAGCUCGACCCCGCCGAUGAGGAUAUCCACACCGCCAACGAACGUCGCCUCGGUGAGAUCAUCGGCAAGCACAUCGCCGGAAAGCUCCACACCGGUCGUUCCAGAAAUGACCAGGUCGCGACCGACAUGAGGAUCUGGUUGAGGGAGGAGUGCGAGAAGAUCAUGGAGUAUUUGAAGGACUUCUUGAUGGCUACUAUUGCUAGAGCGGAGCAGGAGAUGGAUGUGCUGAUGCCUGGAUACACUCACUUGCAGCGUGCGCAGCCCAUCAGGUGGUCGCAUUGGCUUAUGUCCUACGCCCACUCCUUCAUGGCCGAUCUCGAGCGUCUCUCUCAGUUGAUAACCCGCUUCAACAAGUUGCCCCUGGGAGCUGGUGCCCUCGCCGGUAACCCCUUCGACGUUGACCGCGACUUCUUGGCUGAGCAGCUCGGCUUCAACGGCAUCGCCGGAAACUCCCUCUACGCCGUCUCCGACCGUGACUUCAUCGCCGAGUUCCUCUUCUGGGCAUCCAUGACCAUGGUCCACAUCUCUCGCUGGUCGGAGGACUUGAUCAUCUACUCCACCGCCGAAUUCGGGUUCAUCCAGCUCGCUGACGCAUACUCCACCGGAUCCUCCCUCAUGCCCCAGAAGAAGAACCCCGACUCCUUGGAGUUGUUGAGAGGAAAGUCUGGACGUGUGUUCGGACAGAUGAGCGGUUUCAUGAUGACCUACAAGGGUAUUCCAUCGACCUACAACAAGGACCUCCAGGAGGACAAGGAGCCCCUCUUCGAUGCCGUCAAUACCAUCUCCGACUCCCUCCGUAUCGCGACCGGUGUCCUCUCCACCCUUAAGAUCCGCCAAGAGAAGAUGCGUGCCUCCCUCACCAUGGACAUGCUCGCCACCGACCUUGCCGACUACCUCGUCCGCAAGGGCGUUCCCUUCCGUGAGACCCACCACAUCUCCGGCGAGGCCGUCCGUUUGGCCGAGGAGCAGAACCUGUCUGGUAUUGACCAGAUCUCUUUGGAGGAGUACAAGAAGUUGCACGCGGCUUUCGAGGAGGAUGUCAAGAACGUUUUCGACUUUGAGAGCAGUGUGGAGAAGAGGACCGCCAAGGGUGGAACGAGCAGGAAGUGUGUCUUGGAGCAGAUCGAGAGUAUUAAGAAGUCUCUUGAGGAGGUGAACUAAACAGAUGUACGUUAC